AAAUUAAGAGGCACCACCACUCAGUCACUCACACACACUCUUCUCUCUCCCUACUCUCUAGUAGUACGUUUUGAGUGUUUUUAAAAUAACAAUCAAUACUUUGUUGGAUUUUCAUGUGAAAUUAAACUAGAUGGGUGAUAGGAAACAGAUGCACACACGUCAUCACCAGUCACCACCACCACUUCUACGUCUCUCCAUCUUCUUCAAUUAUCAAUCUCAUCUUCCACACUACUAGCUCUUUUGCUGAAACAAUAAGCUCUACAAUCCCUCUCCAGUCAAAUUAACAAUGGAGCAUGGAGGAAAAUGCAAUGCAAUUGCUUCCAAAACAAAAAUCUCAACCAAAACCUUAGAGGCAAAACCACAUACCAAAUCUUAUCCAAAAGCCAAACCCGGUUCAGAUCCGACUUUACCUCCAUUCUUGGUCAAGAAAGAAAACCAUAAACUGAGCUCACGUGGCGACCAAGAAACCAAGUACAAGGAGUGCCAGAAGAACCACGCGGUCUCAACCGGAGGACACGUGGUGGACGGAUGCUGCGAGUUCAUGCCUGGAGGAGAAGAGGGCACACUCGGUGCGUUGAAAUGCGCAGCCUGCAGUUGCCACCGGAGUUUUCACCGGAAGGAAGUCUACGAACAUAUAAAUAGUACACAAGAGCUGAUGUCUCCGGCGUUUUACCGCAGUGGCAGCUUGCACAAGGCGAUGAUACAAUCACGUGGAUUGUAUCUUCCGAAGAAGAAGAGGAUAAGGACGAAGAUCAAUGAAGAACAAAAGGAAAAGAUGAAGGAAUUUGCAGAGAGACUAGGGUGGAGGAUCCUGAAGAAAGACGAAGAAGAGAUCGAUAAGUUUUGUAGGUUGGUGAAUCUGAGAAGACAGGUUUUCAAAGUGUGGAUGCAUAAUAACAAGCAAACAAUGAAGAGGAUCGGUAACACUUUGUAAUCUGCAAAAAUGAAACUAAAUUUUGGGUCUAUAAGUUACUUUUGAGUAUGAAUCCGUGAUUAUUUUAUAGGAUUGUAGAUGCAAA
This is a messenger RNA of Brassica oleracea var. oleracea, 1019 nucleotides long. RefSeq names its product zinc-finger homeodomain protein 7. Gene Ontology annotation, cellular component: nucleus. The record is from RefSeq and is a predicted model, not a curated record. Lineage: Eukaryota; Viridiplantae; Streptophyta; Magnoliopsida; Brassicales; Brassicaceae. The transcript has 2 exons. Gene Ontology annotation, molecular function: DNA-binding transcription factor activity; transcription cis-regulatory region binding. Gene Ontology annotation, biological process: regulation of developmental process; regulation of DNA-templated transcription. Bases 287 to 934 code for a protein of 215 amino acids.